AUGACUCUGAAGUCCGACACUUGGUUUCUUGACCUUCCACAAGAGGUAAUCCUCUCCAUCGCCGACUUUACAUGCAUCAGAGAGAUCAACACGCUAUCCCAAACAUGUCGUCUCCUACACAACAUCCUCGAGCCAUAUCUCUGGCGCGGUAACGAAAACAACGCCUUACUAUGGGCCUCCGAGCACGCAGACCAGGAUACAGCACGCAAAGCCCUGCAACAAGGCGCCGACAUCAACGCCCCAGUCCCUCCGACCGAUAAAAUCCUCUUCGUAUAUAACUGGGGUGGACCUGACGACAAGAUAUACACCCAGACCGGAGCCACCUCGCUCACCCUGGCAAUUGCCGCUGGCAAGGAGGACAUGGUCCGCUUUCUGCUCCAGGUCGAUGGCAUCGACGUCAACUGCAGUAACCGGGACAAGGAACAGCUGCCGCCGCUGAUUCUGGCGAUGCUAGCCGGGAAUGAAGAGAUGGUUAAAAUGCUGCUUGGUGUCGAGGACAUCGAUACUGAAAUCCGGGAAUGGUAUUCGUACGCAAGUCCGUUGAUGGUCGCUUCGAUGCUGGGCCUGGUGGGGAUGGCCAAGUUACUCCUCACGUAUGGCGCCGUGGACCCUGAUAAGGGGAAUUGCGUUGCGCAGUCGCCGUUAUGGCUUGCGGUGUUGCGGGCCAUGUUGAGGUUGUGA
Messenger RNA from Aspergillus puulaauensis, 681 nucleotides. RefSeq lists its product as uncharacterized. The coding region runs from base 1 to 681 and encodes 226 amino acids. The record is from RefSeq and is a predicted model, not a curated record. The transcript has a single exon. Gene Ontology annotation, molecular function: protein binding. NCBI's taxonomy places the organism in Eukaryota, Fungi, Ascomycota, Eurotiomycetes, Eurotiales, Aspergillaceae.